Messenger RNA from Eimeria necatrix, 1785 nucleotides. RefSeq lists its product as hypothetical. The record is from RefSeq and is a predicted model, not a curated record. The transcript is spliced from 3 exons. Lineage: Eukaryota; Apicomplexa; Conoidasida; Eucoccidiorida; Eimeriidae. Bases 1 to 1785 code for a protein of 594 amino acids. Gene Ontology annotation, cellular component: nucleolus; nucleoplasm.
AUGGCGGCCCCGGCCGCAGCAGCCCGCUGCAGCAGCAGCAGCAGCAGCAGCAGCAGCAGCAGCAGCAGCAGCAGCAGCAGCAGCAGCAGGAGCCGGCGCAGGAGCCGCAGGCGCAGCAGGUCGCGUCCCGCGCGCGCCCCCGCCGGCAGCAGCAGGCGGCGGCUGGGCCGGCUGUGCGUGCUGGGGAUCUGCGCCGCGCUCUGCUGCUGCUGCAGCAGCAGCAGCAGCAGCAGCAGCAGCUGGUGGGCUGCGUGGGCGCUGCGCACGGCGGAAACCCCCAACUCCCUGAGCAGCAGCAGCAGCAGCAGCAGCAGCAGCAGCAGCAGCAGCAGCAGCACGGGCUUGUACUUGACGGACGCAGAAGUGGAGAGCGCAGGAGCAGCACAGCUGGGCUUCCGCGAAGACAGCAGCUGCCUGCUGGGGACUGCAGCGCCAGCCAACCUUGCUGCAGCGCAGCAGCAGCAGCAAGUGUCUCCUUUUUUGUGGGGUUUUCACAAAGAAGACGAAGUCUUUAUGAACUCCGAGCUGCAGGCCCAUCAAACAAAAGGCCCGGAGCAGCCGGGGAGAGAAAGCCAAAGUUUUUUGUCUUUUAGAAUUCCGGAGGAGACUUUCGAGAAUGGAAAGGCUUUGCUGCGGCUCUACCUGCUGCCCCCCGACAGCAGCAGCAGCAGCAGCAGCAGCAGCAGCAGCAGCGGCACCUGCAGCAACCCCACGCUCGCAGUCACCCGCAUGCUCGACGACAGCUACCGCACCGCCCGGGACGACUCGCGGGCCAGCACGGAGCAGGUGCAGCAGCAGGUGCAGCAGCAGCAGCAGCAGCAGCAGCAGCAGCAGCAGCAGCAAGCAGCAGCAAACCAGUACGAGGAAAUCGACAUUUCCUCGCUCUUCUACGGAAAGGGCCUCAAGGGGGGGCCCCUCCACCUGCGGAUUCGGCAGCAAAGUCAGCACUGCAGCACAGACUUCGCCCCCCCCGGCAGCAGCAACCCGCCGCUGCUGCUGCUGCAGGUGCUGUCUGCUGCUGCUGCUGAUGCUGCUUACGACAGCUGGGGCCCUUUUGCUGCAUGCAGGGCCUCCUGCAGCUCCCCACAAAACCACCAGUGCCGCAAGAGGGCCUGUUUGCCGGGAGUGGGGCUUGGGGCUGCAUGCGACCCGCAGCAGAUGCUGCAGAUCAUUCCCUGUUCUGCUGCUGCUGCUGCUGCUGCUGCUGCUGCAUGCAGCUGCACGCAGCUGCAGGCCGAGGGCCUCUGCCCCCUCAACGCCGAGUGUACAGACACUGCGCAAGGCGCCGUCUGCUCCUGCCCCGGCACUUUCCGCAGGGAAAGCUUCGGCACUGAAACCAUUUGCGACCUCGGCGGGCGCUGGCGCGCCUUUGCUGCUGCCGCUGCUCAUGCUGCUGCGUGUGCUGCUGCUGCUGCGUGUGCUGCUGCUGCUGCUGCUGCUGCUGCUGCUGCAGAAAUGGUGAAUGGAACGAACAGCACAACGACAUACACGUCUUGGAGCACUGCAGCAACAGAAGCAGCAGAAGCAGCAGGCAGCAACAACAACAAACUUUGGAUUAUUAUUGGCUGCGUCGGCGGCGUGGUGCUGCUGGCCUGUGCCGUCUUUAUAGUGAUGCAGCCAAAGGGGCCCCCCCGCAGGGGCCCCAUGCCCCCCGAAAUGGCGGGGGCCCCCCAGGACUUUGGGGGCCCCUAUUGGCAGGGGGGCCCCCAGGGUAUGUCCAUGGGGUACCCUGCGGGGGCAGGGGGCCUCGGGGGGAGGCCCCUGGGGCCCCCCCGGGGCUUCUAG